AAAAAAAUUAUUAACAGACAAAGCUGCGUACGGAAUAUUUAGCAGCGAAGAUAGACUUAAAUGAAGAUAGAAGAAAUAAUAUCAACGCAUCAACGAGCCAUUUUCUUCAUUAAAACGUUGCGAUAAAGUUGGUUCAAUAUUAGACUCAAGUGGACAGCAGCUGCUCUGCCUUCGCCCACGCAACAGUUUGAUCAUCACACCGAUCAACUGCAGCAAAACUGUCGAUACACGAGCACAGUGCCGCCGAACACAGCGCAAACAUACGACGCCGUCAUGUAUGAAAAUUCAUGUUCAUAUCAAACGGCGCUCGAUCUAAAGCGUGUCUCACCGCCCACGCUGGCGCAAGUGAAGACCGAAGAUUGCCUAACGCUCGGACAAUGCUCGCCCGAUUGGUCCACAUAUCGCUUCCAUCAGUCCACAUUCGAACAGUUGAAGCAAAGCGUAGAGAAAGCGAAAGCAGCGUUGCAGGAUCGAAGUGGUUUCUUUGGGGCAUCGAGUGCAUUCAGCGACAUCUACUCGACGCAACGACUAAGCGACACGCUCGGCGAUACGCUGCCCAAUGUACAAUCGACGAAUGGCGGCAACUGUAUUGGCAUCGUACACAACAGCAGCGGUUUGGGCUGUAAUACGGUGGCGAGCACGCCGAGUCUGGUGCUGAAUGGCAAUUGCAUAACCACCGUUUCAUCGGCCACAACGGGGCAGCGUUAUCGCUUGGAUAGCCUACAGCCAGUGACCGGUUGCUCGCCCGUCUCCCAGCAUGGUCUCAUCAGCACAAGCAGCGCGCCGCCACCGCUGACGUCAGGCGCGCUGGAUGCGAACAGUGUGGUGGUGGAGAGCAAGUCGAGAGAAAAAUCGUCCUCUGUAUGUUCGUCCUCUUCCACGCCGCACGCUGUCAGCACGAGUAGUGAAAAUCAUCGCAGCUCCAGCAAAUGCAUAAGCGGCAUGGCUGAGCGCCAGGGACUCUUAUGUUGUUCGCAGGAGGUCUUACCCGGGGAAGAGAAGGACGAGACGUUUAAGGAUCUCUUCUAUGAGCGCGUGGAGAACACAUACCAGCGCUGCAUCCGUCACGAUAUCAAAAUCGUGCUUGGCGAUUUCAAUGCCACGGUGGGCAAGGAAGGAAAUUCAGCAUUUACGACGAAACGUUUAAUGACGCACUGA
This is a messenger RNA of Rhagoletis pomonella (apple maggot), 1158 nucleotides long. Its product is annotated as DNA-binding protein D-ETS-3-like. The record is from RefSeq and is a predicted model, not a curated record. The transcript has 6 exons. Lineage: Eukaryota; Metazoa; Arthropoda; Insecta; Diptera; Tephritidae. The coding region runs from base 274 to 1158 and encodes 294 amino acids.